This is a messenger RNA of Acaromyces ingoldii, 1309 nucleotides long. RefSeq lists its product as hypothetical. Bases 88 to 912 code for a protein of 274 amino acids. The record is from RefSeq and is a predicted model, not a curated record. NCBI's taxonomy places the organism in Eukaryota, Fungi, Basidiomycota, Exobasidiomycetes, Exobasidiales, Cryptobasidiaceae. The transcript has 5 exons.
UCUACCACACAACCCCACUACCUAACUCCCACCGCACAAACUGAGCAUUUCCCCCCUUUUUCAACACCUACCAAGAUAACAAGCACCAUGUCUGCCGUCGAAGCCGCUGCCCCCGUCGAGAACAAGGUCGAGGAGACCGUCGCCGCCCCCGAGGCUGCCCCUGCUGCCACCGAGGCCGCUCCUGCCGCUGAGGGUGCUGCCCCGGCCGAGGCCGCCAAGACGGAGGCCGCCGCCGACAAGCCCGCCGAGGAGGCUGCCACCGACGCCACCAAGGCUGAGGCUGACAAGCCUGCCGAGGAGGCUGCCAAGGAGGCCGAGAAGCCCGCCGCUGAGACGCCCAAGAAGGAGAAGCGCCAGUCUGCCGUGAACAAGUUCUUCGGCCUCUUCAACAAGAAGGAGAAGUCGCCCAAGAAGGAGCUCAAGAAGGAGGAGGCCAAGAAGGAGACGACCGAGGAGGCCCCCAAGGCUGAGGAGGCCAAGAAGGAGGAGGCCGCUGCUGCCCCUGCCGCCGAGGCUGACAAGCCCGCCGAGACGACCGAGGCUGCCCCUGCUGCUGCCCCUGUCGCUGAGGAGGCCCCCAAGGCUGAGGAGCCUGCCGCUGUCGCUGCUGCUCCCGCCGCCACCGAGGAGGCCCCCAAGGCCGAGGAGGCUGCCAAGACUGAGGAGCCCGCCGUCAAGCUCGACGAGGCUGCCAAGAAGGAGGACGCCACGGCUCCUUCUCCCUCGCAGAAGGAGAAGCUCAGCCGUCGCCUCUCGGCUCGCGUCGGUGGCCUCUUCAACAAGCCCAAGAAGGAGGCUGCCGCCCCCGCUGCUACCGAGGCCAAGCCCGCCGAGGAGACCAUCUCGGAGAAGGUCGAGACUGCCGCCCCCAAGGCCCCCGAGGCUGCUACGCCCGUUACGGCCGCUGCCUAAGCACCUCACCCCAAGAGUGCGCAGCCCUUUCAACGAGACACCCGCAACGACUACCAUACCUUUUUCGAGAUGCGGAGAUCCAGAGUUACCCCUCUCAGUCUCGGAAACCCUCCCCUCCCACACAACUAUCGCAUAGACGCUCUCCGCUGAUCAGGUCACAGGUCACUCCUCCUCUCGACGUACGGUGCAUCCGACCGAAUCGCUUGUCUUAAUCUCCGUUAUACCCCACGUCAAUCGCUUCCUCGGAUCCACCUACUCUCCCUUUUUUCCCCAAUCCUCCCCUGUCUUUCUCUCCCUCUCCUAUUCUUUGGCUCUACCCAAGUCUCGUCUCCCCCUUUUAUAGCCCCUUCUCCAUCAUUGAUGGAUCGACCAAGUGUCGCUUCACGACUUCGUCCCC